AUGGCAGUUUCAGCAGAGGACUUUGAUCAUAGAUGUGAACCAUGUUUGGUGAUUGACCAGCAAAUAGAAGCUCAUGGAUUUUGUGUGGACUGUCAAGAAUACUUGUGUAAGAACUGCUUUUCUUAUCACCAACGAAUAAAGGCGACCAAACAUCAUCACCUGGUAAACAAAGAUAAUAUGGCUAAACAUGCAGUUAUCAAAGAAUCAGACGAAUGCACUGAGAAGUGUCAAGUGCACAAAAAGGAAGUGAUCAAAUUUUUCUGUCCAAAACAUGAAGCUCUCGGCUGCAAGGAUUGUAUCGUCCUGGAUCAUAGGGCAUGUGACAUUGACUAUAUACCUGACAAAUGCACAGGUAUUGGGGACAGUGCAGAGUUCAGAGAAGUACUGAGGGAGCUGGACCAGAAGGUGAAUGAGGUCGAAGAUAUUAUAAAGCUGGCCGCAUGUAGAGAAAAUGAAUUAGAUUCAUGCCAUGACAGAUUAAUCAAAGAAAUUACAAUGUUUCGCAAAGAGAUAAAUGAUCGCUUAGACCAACUACAGAAGCAAAUUCAGACAGAUGUCGACAGAAAGAAGUUCACAGAUAAACAAGCAGUAAAGAAUGUGGUUGAAACAUGUACAAACAUUUCUUCAGAUAUAAAACAGCGACAGUCAAGACUUCAAGAUUACAAAGCCUCACAGCAGAAUGGACAACUUUACAUUAUAUUGAAACAAGCUAAAUCCAAGCUAAAGUCAGAAGAAAUAAAGGAGGCAGACAGAAGUUUAGAAAAGACAAACAUGCAAUACACAUUUGAGCAAAACCAAGAUCUGGAAGACAUGCUUUCAAGACAAAAUGCAUUUGGAAAGCUCGCACUCUCUUCUUCUCUG
Molecule: messenger RNA, 861 nt
Organism: Mercenaria mercenaria
Lineage: Eukaryota; Metazoa; Mollusca; Bivalvia; Venerida; Veneridae
Product: E3 ubiquitin-protein ligase TRIM33-like
Exons: 1
Molecular function (GO): zinc ion binding
Source: RefSeq, a predicted model, not a curated record